This is a messenger RNA of Metarhizium guizhouense ARSEF 977, 5661 nucleotides long. The record is from the annotation of a GenBank genome assembly. NCBI's taxonomy places the organism in Eukaryota, Fungi, Ascomycota, Sordariomycetes, Hypocreales, Clavicipitaceae.
AUGGUUAUCUCCCAACCAGCCACGCCAGAGCGUGGCGCUGGGGCUCAGCUUGACGAGCAGUACCCGGAUAGCUUCAACCUCAGAGCUCGCCAACAGCUCCUGAAAACAGGCCCUCCGGUAACCUUGCAGCCAUUUCAACCCAGCAGCAGCCCAACCCGGAGUCUUGCAGCAUACGACAGGGACAGAGGACAUCGCCGCAACAGACGACUGGACAAGGGCACCCAAGACAGCACAACCAACAGGUUUGCAGCCCUCGCAGAAGAGGAUGACGCCACACAAACGUCUACCCCGGUUUUCGAUCUGGAAGCUGAGACCGAAGAAAUCAUCAAGACACAGAAGGAGAGACUUGACAUACGCGCUAAGGUCCUCAGAACCUACGCAGAAGCAAUCACAGCCUGCACGCGAAAAUUCACCACGGGUUACGGACUACACAUUGCCAAUGAGUUUCAGAGCACCCUCCUCCGACAUUGGAACCAGUUUGUACGCGCAGAAGAACCGCUCAUACCAGGAAAUAAGAAUACACCCGCUCCAAGCUCACUCACAGGGACAAACAAACCUACGCCGCCAGCGCCGGCCGCCAGAGAAAACACCAGAAGCGACAAGUCGGUGAGCUUCGCCAACAUCGCGAAAAAUGCCUCACGCCAGGCACCAGGGGAUGUGCACGUCCACCCCGACCGCCGCCAAACCACAACUAUCGCGGAUCGUACCGAUCGCAGGGUCCUUCUCCGCUUGAAGAGUGGCUCCUCGUUCUUCGAGAAGGGCCUACAGAUUCGCCUCGCACUAAAGGACAAGCUUGCUAUUGCAUCCCAGGACAUCCAAGACAUCAAGCCAACAAAUACAGGAUGGGCAAUUGUGGCCCGGAACGAGAAAAUUCAGCAGCUUAUCCUUGAGAAGCAGAACGAAUGGGGCCCAUGCAUCGACCUAGAUAUUGCAGAGAAACAAAUCCCAUGGCACACCUACCUGAUCAAGAACUUCCCCAAGACUCUCCACUCUUGGGACGGCACCCUUCUGGACUUCGAGGAAACGAUUGAAGAAGAGAUCGAAGCCCAAACAGGGCAAAAGCCAGAACGAUGGCAUGUCUCACAAAAGCCUAAUAAUGAGGAUCCGACCAAAGCAACACUGGUCAUCUCAUUCCUUAAGCCGCUGAACAGCAACUUCCGGCUACUCGGACAGGGAAGCUACUCCUUUAAACUUACCAAACCAAAGAAACUGUCUCAGUGCACCCACUGCUGGAACUUUCACCCGCCAACUCGCUGCAUAGCUACAAAAGUCUGUGUGCGCUGUGGCGUCAAAGAUGACGUGCACAGCGCUGACAGCUGCGGCAAUACGACAAAAUGCGCAAACUGCUAUGGCGCACAUGAAGCCAACUACGAGAACUGCUUCGCUCGCCCACAGAAGCUCCGCGGCAGCUUCCAGAAACUCUCGAAGACUCAGCUAAUCUACGCCAGGCAACUAGGACAAGAAGACUUCAAACGAAAGAACAAUACACAGCAAACUGACAGUGACCAACUCCCACUAGCUGUGGAACAGGGCGACGGAGACGCCUUCCCCCUACAGGAUGCCGAGAUGAGCGGCACAGAGCCAAUUCAGACAACCCAGGUCCCAGAAACAAACCCAGUAAAUAUUGUAGAUCACGAAGAUAGAGGAGAUACCCCAGGAGAGAGGGCAAAAGAAAAGGACGACGAAGAAACAGAAGAAGAAGCAGCAGAGGGGGAGGAAGCAGAGGAAGAAGAGAUUGAAGAAGCACUACCUCCGCCAGCACAGUCGUACCCAACAGGAACCAACACAAAACAGGACCAACACGUCAUUCCCAAACUCCAUUUCUAUAUUACCGGGAAGGGUGCAUCGCAAACAGCCACCAAGCAAAAUUCUACGACCAGUACCAGCACAAUUAAGGACCCGUACUUUACCAUUAAAAAGCAGUUUCGACCUCAACCCCGAACUGACGACAUAGAGCCACCGAGCGAAGCCACCGCCCGGGAACCACCCAGCGAAAUCACCUCCGGAGAAAUCAUUGAAGUACGUACACCUAGGCGGACUUCAGCCACUCACUCGCCCCCUAGCAGCCCUCCACUAGCUGCCAGAAGGCGUGACCAGUCACCAAGCAAAAUACGACGCAUCACCACACGCGGGCCAAACGUGGACAAAGGCGAGGGAGCCCACUGCGCGGCCCUCCAACUCGCUUUUCAGGAGGGCUAUAACAUAGUACUCAUACAGGAACCAAACACAUCCUACAACGCACAGAAAGGCCUCUGCAGAACACAACACCAUCCCGGCUUCCUCUGUUUCAGCCCCGUAGACAAUAGGAAUAUCCAAGCUGAACAACUUCUCCCAGCACGUCACCGAGACCUUCUCUGGGUCCAAGUGAAUGGAACCACGAUCCUCAACAUUUACAACAGGCCAGAGGAAGAAACUUCGCUGGAUCUCAUUGAGUCAUGGACCACUCCAAACCGAUGCGUGGUCGCAGGGGACAUGAACGCCUUCCAUCCGUCGUGGCAGGCAGAUCGGAGGGCAUCGCAGGAUGGUAAAAGGAUCUUCAAUUGGACUCAAGAACACGACCUAAUCCUUCUGAACGACCCAGAAACGUCAACCACAAUGCCAAGGCUAAACAAAAGAUCCAGCACAAUUGACCUGGUAUUCUCCAACAUCGCAACUGCUACUACAACCAUAGAAGAACAUCUCACCACCGGGUCGCUGCAUUACACGGUUGGAACAGAGAUCCCGGACAAUGAAAGCAGCCCCAGGACCCCAGGGAAAAUCCAUGUCGGCCUACCAGAAGAAAUCAAGGCUUUUGCCAAACACGUAGCCAGCGCGGCGUCGUCGCUACCAAGAUGUAUCCGAUCUAGACAAGAUAUCGAUGAUGCUGCCGGACAACUUCUACAAGUCCUGCAAGACGCUGCAAAGGCUUGCGGCCGGAUGAGUAGAGGGAAAAGAGCUCGACAGAACCCGUGGUGGAAUAAAGAGUGCAAAGAAGCCCAUGAAAGUCUUCGUGCUGCCCGAUAUACAGCAGAAAGCCGACAUGGAGAGAAUGUUCAACGCGCUAGGAUCUACUUUAAGCGCACCAUCCGCCGUGCGAAGCGAAACUUCUGGCGCACAGUUGUUGCGGAUAUCACCAACCCAGCGAAUAUCUUUCAGAUCACUCGCUGGAUAAAGCCAAGACAACAGCUACAGCCGCCCCCAAUCCAACAUGGAAACGAAGUCUACACAACGAACCUAGAACGCGCUAAUAUUCUACGCAAGGAGAAGCUCGAAAGACGGGACGCAUCAGAUGAUAUCCCAGAUCCAUGGACACCCACCGUGUCUCCAACCCAACAAAUCCCUUUCUCGUCACAUAUCCCAGUCAGCGAAGCCCAGGAUGCGCUACUCAAAACGGGAAACACCACCCCUGGAUUGGACGGUAUUACAACGAAAAUGCUCCAAGCAAUCUGGCCGAGCAUCUCACAGGUCACCACACUCCUUUACAACGCAUGUCUCGCCCUGGGAUACCACCCAAGCCCCUUCAAAACAGCAGAGGUAGCGAUGAUCCCGAAACUCAAUAAGAGAUAUCUCAGCGAUAUCUCCGCGUGGCGCCCCAUCUCCCUCCUCUCCUGCCCAUCCAAAGGGCUGGAACGAGUAAUUGGCCGCCGUCUCGCAUAUUUGGCUAUCAAACACAAGGUCCUCCAUCCUAAUCAGGCCGGAGCACUCCCAAAAAGAAGCGCCACAGACAUUGUCACCGCACUUGUCUAUGAUGUCGAACGUGCCCUAGGUAAUGGCAAGGUUGCUACUCUCGUCACCAUGGAUGUCAAAGGGGCUUUUGAUGCCAUUCUACCCAACAGACUAGUUCUACGACUUCGACAACAAGGAUGGCCGGAUUUCCUGGUUUGGUGGAUCCACCACUUCGUUUCCCAUCGCAGAGCGCUUGUCCGAUUCCAAGAUGCUAAAACAGAACCCGCAGAAUUACCCUGCGGCCUUCCCCAGGGCUCGCCCAUAUCACCGAUACUCUAUCUCCUAGCUACAACUCCUAUCUACUCUCUACCUGGGGCAACGGAGAGGUACGGCUAUGCAGACGACACAGCGAUGCUCUUUAUAGGAGACACGCUGGAGGAGAAACAGGAGCUCCCACCAGUCUCCCACCAAGGCCGGGAAGUUAAGGCACAGAAGUCAAUGCGCUGGCUGGGAGUUUGGCUCGACCGCAAGCUUACUUUCAACACGCACAUCGAGAAAUGGUCACUCAAGGCAAACAAGGUCAUUUCACAGCUACGAUUCGUUAACAAUACGGUACGUGGAACGUCAGCAAUAACAGCUAGGAGAGCAGUCUAUGCAGUAGCCCUACCCACACUCCUCUACGGGCUAGAUACAUGGUUCCCUGGCUUCCCUUCCGAGACAACGCACAGGAGAGAGAGGACAAUUACAAAAACCCAACUCUCAAAACUCCAAGUAAUCUUAAACAAGGCCUGCCACGCAGUGCUGCCUGUCUGGAAGACCACACCACGAGUCAUCCUCUGGAAGGAGGCAGGAAUCCCGCCAGCAGAUGUCAUCCUCAAGCAAAUGCAAGCGCGAACUGCGCUUCGCUACGCCAUGCUAGAUGCAGCCCACCCGAUUGCUAGAAGGCUAAGGCAAGCACAGCAUGAAGUUGACCAGAGCAACCACCCAACAGUACACAGCCGAACCUUGCGGAGGCAAAGUCGACUCCUCCGAACAGCGGCAUGCACAAAGGGGGUUGAGCGACCAAAGCUCAUCCCACGCCGCUUCAAAGACACCAUUCCGACUGAGUGUGCGGAUAGAAGACCGCCAAAAGAGACCGCCGUGCUGCAAUUCCAACACUGGCUUAAGGAAAAACCCCCAGGAUAUGUCGUCUUCAGCGAUGGCUCCAAGACAGAAAUGGAUACCGCAGGGUAUGGAUUUGCAGUAUUCCACAAUGGACGCCUCGUUGAUUGGGGUUGUGGCCAACUUGGCUGCAGAGAAGUCUUUGACGCAGAAAUCCACGGCGCCGUAGAAGGCCUUCGAUGCGCUGUACUCGCCAAUUUCACCAACGAACCGAUUACAGUCUGUAUGGACAACACUUCUGUCAUCGACUGCAUAGGAGCGACAGCACCAAACUCCUCACAAGCCAGUUUCAGAGCCUUUCAGAAGAUAGGAGACAAAUAUCCAUACCAGGCAUCUGUUAAGUGGUGCCCAGGACAUAGCAACAUCUUCGGAAACGAGCUGGCAGACCUUCUCGCUAAGCAAGGAGCCAAUCUCCCAGUCCCAGAGCACCUCCCCUCAGUCUCCUACCGCAGGAGACAGGUCAAGGGUCAGAUAGCCGUAGACUACCAGCAAUGGUGGCAAGGAGUAGAGAAAGCAGGUUACUCGUCGCUCGGCCUGCCCGCCGAGCUACGGAAGCUCCCUGAACUCGCUCUCCCACGCCGUCUUUUGGGAUAUCUGCUCGCUGCCCGAUCACACCACGGUGACUUUGCGGACUACCACGAAAGAUUUCACCCAGGCCAAGCGACCCUGGAGUGCCCCUGCGGGCGCCAAAAGUCGCCUACCCAUCUCUUCUACUGUAGGAAAAUCCCUCGCCAUCUCCGGGUUCGGCUGAUACCCGACCCUGAAGCGGCGAUAGGACGGUUCCUCGGUAGAUCCUACAAGGUUUACCUGCGCAUUGCGGACUUCUAUUACACGAAGAUCAACAAGCGCUACUAA